This is a messenger RNA of Trichomycterus rosablanca, 2640 nucleotides long. RefSeq names its product phosphatidylinositol-4-phosphate 5-kinase, type I, gamma b (gene pip5k1cb). Gene Ontology annotation, biological process: phosphatidylinositol phosphate biosynthetic process. Bases 162 to 2459 code for a protein of 765 amino acids. The record is from RefSeq and is a predicted model, not a curated record. NCBI's taxonomy places the organism in Eukaryota, Metazoa, Chordata, Actinopteri, Siluriformes, Trichomycteridae. Gene Ontology annotation, cellular component: plasma membrane. The transcript is spliced from 19 exons. Gene Ontology annotation, molecular function: 1-phosphatidylinositol-4-phosphate 5-kinase activity.
GUUCGGUUAUGUGACGGUCGCUGAUGGUUUUCAAACGGUUAAACCGCACAUACCGGAGCUUUAGCGUAAAUAUGUAGGUGUAAAACAAAGAUGAGCCCUCUGUCCGCGGUGUAUUCUUCACCGUAACCGCACGACGCUUUCUGUUCUUUUAUCCGGAUUAAAUGGAGGCAGCAGCGAGGCCGGCCGAGGCCGGAGGAAGCUCGUUUUCAGCCGGGGCCGCGGUGACCGAGGAGACGGAGACCGUCAUUGGAGUCGGAUUCGGGAUGGAGGACAUUGCUGCUAAGAAGAUCUUUGUAUCAGAGAUUGCCUCGGCAUCCUACCCUUUAGGCUCUGGUCCCGAGAAGAAAAUAGGCCAUAGAAGAGUGGAUGCAUCAGGAGAGACCACUUACAAAAAGACAACCUCCUCAGCCCUGAGAGGUGCCAUCCAGCUGGGCAUCGGCUACACAGUGGGCAACUUGAGCUCCAAGCCUGAGAGAGACGUGCUCAUGCAGGACUUCUAUGUGGUGGAGAGCAUCUUCUUUCCCAGUGAGGGCAGUAAUCUGACCCCAGCGCACCACUACCCAGACUUCAGGUUUAAAACCUACGCCCCUGUGGCAUUCCGCUACUUCAGAGAGCUCUUCGGAAUUCGACCGGAUGACUACCUGUACUCUUUGUGUAAUGAGCCACUGAUAGAGCUUUCAAACCCCGGGGCCAGUGGAUCCAUCUUCUACGUUACUCGCGAUGACGAAUUUAUCAUCAAAACUGUCCUGCACAAAGAGGCAGAGUUUCUGCAGAAACUACUUCCAGGGUAUUACAUGAAUCUGAACCAGAACCCCCGUACCCUCCUGCCCAAGUUCUUCGGCCUGUACUGCAUACAGUCUGGAGGAAAAAACAUUCGGAUUGUGGUGAUGAACAACGUCCUGCCACGAGUCUUCCGCAUGCACCUUAAAUUCGACCUGAAGGGCUCCACAUACAAGCGCCGAGCAUCGAAGAAGGAGCGAGAGAAAUCCAAGCCUACCUUCAAAGACCUGGACUUUAUGCAGGAUGUACCAGAUGGAUUACUGCUGGACACAGACAUGUACAGCGCUCUGGUGAAGACUCUGCAGAGAGACUGUCUGGUGUUAGAAAGCUUUAAGAUUAUGGACUACAGCUUGCUCCUGGGCGUCCACAAUGUGGACCAGGCCGAGCGGGACCAGCAGACUGAGGGUUCUCAGAGCAGCAGCGAUGAAAAGAAACCAGCAGUCCAGCGAGCACUUUAUUCCACUGCCAUGGAGUCCAUUCAGGGAGGAGCCACUUGCGGAGACUCCAUCGACACAGACGAUACAAUGGGAGGGAUUCCAGCAGUCAGUGGGAAAGGCGAUAGACUACUGCUUUUUAUUGGCAUCAUAGAUAUCCUGCAGUCUUACAGACUCAUUAAGAAGCUGGAGCACACAUGGAAAGCUCUGGUUUAUGAUGGAGACACAGUGUCCGUGCACAGGCCAAACUUCUAUGCUGACAGGUUCUUCAAGUUCAUGAGUUCAACAGUGUUCAGGAAGAGCUCAUCACUUAAAUCCUCUCCCUCUAAAAGAGGCCGCGGUGCUUUGACUGUGCCCAGAAACAGUGGACCUGGGGCAGCCUGGUCAGCUGGCCAGCUGCCCUCUGAUGGAGACCACAACAUCUAUGACCUGAGAGGAGCUCACAGCUUCCCAGUGCUGGAGAAUGAUGGUCUGCAGCCCUGCACUCCUCCAUCAUUUGAGGAAGCGACCACGGCCUCGGUUGCCACUACGCUGUCGUCCAACACAUCCAUAUCAAUCCCAGAGAGAUCCCCCUCUGACACAGCAGAGCACCCCCGUUACAGGAGGCAAACCAUGAGUUUUAAAGAGAGCAAUGGAAGGGUGGUUGAUGUUCAUGAGGAGGACCAAAAGACUAUCAGGGUACAGGUGGAGGUGAAGAGAGAAGAGGAGAAGGAUGUGGAGGCAGAGACAAUAAAAGAGGAGAGGACCGGGGAGCAGGUUCAACAGGAGCCCACAAAGAGCAGUGUGUCUGAAGAAGCUGAGGUUGCGUCCUCACUAGAAAUCCGUGAGACUGCGAUCUUGGAUGACGUGAUCCUGGACACAGCUGACCCUCCAGAGCCUGAAGCUCCCCCUCAGUCCACAUCGACACCAACAAAUGUCCUUCUGAAAGCAGUCGACCCGGAAACAUCUGCAGAGGCAGCAGCGGCUUCAGAGUCAGCAGCUCCAGAGCCGCAGGGUCCUGGCAACGGGCUCAGCAGACAGCAGUCAGAAUCCCUCAGCCAGGGCUCUGUGGAAGAAGAGGUGCCAGUCACAGAUAUCUACUUUUAUGCAGAGGGGAGGUACUGGGUUUAUUCCCCCAUUUCCCAUCGACGCAAGCUCAACUCAAGCCAAGAGCAUUUUCCUCCAGAGGACAAGAGCUGGGUUUAUUCCCCCCUGCACAAGCCCUCCGAAUCUCAAGCCAUUUCUGAUGGAGAAAGCGAGGCAUAAACUCUAUGCAGUUUGGGUUCAGGUGUGAUGUUAUGCUGGCGCUACUUUGUCCUGUUGGAUUUUAGGCAGCAUCAUCGGUGUCCCAUACUCCCUGUUUCAGGGACCCUGCUUUGCGAAGCAUCAUGGGAACAGAGACUGAAAUAGUCCAAAAUAAAUAAGGGAAAAAGUGCAGCUCAUGAAA